ACUUCUGCUUAUUUCUGUGUUUCUGCAGAUCCCAGUGAGGUACUAGGUUUGACCAAUGACGGCCUAAGAGGAACAAGAGAAGACCCAGAGUUUUCUACUCACCAGAGCCACAGUGUCAGAACGGUCCAGCAGUAUGCCAAGCCAAACCCUCAUCUAGCUCCCAGUCCAUAGUGAAGACCUAUUACAAUGGCUCAGACUUACUCCGUAAUGAGAGAGGAUCUAUGUUUACCUACAUCCUCUAUGCUGCUCUGGGGCACUUUUUAAUUAUGUCUUAUUUGGUCCUCUUGAAUGACUUUUGGCCUGCUCAUAAAAAAGAUACUCCGUUAGAUGUUCCCUCGUCCCAGGCAUCUCUGCGGCACUGUGGCUAGCCCCAUGAGGCUGUGUGGCGCACUGCUCCCAGAGGAAUUCCCUGUGUGUCUGUAAGGCCUCCUCCCCACUCUAUGGAGGCGGAGCCCAGCCAUCCUGCUGAUGGUGAGCGAUCCGGAAGGCAACAGCAGCCUCUGUCUGCUGGGGCCGCUGAGUCCCCCACAGGGUCCUGUCCACCUCAGCCACAGCAGCCGCCAUCCAACCCCCGCCCCAUCCACGGUGGCCUGGGAUGCCUCCACCACCGCAAGCCUAAACGUAGCGACCUGCUUCUCAUGCUCCAGCAUCAGCACAAGACCCAAGCAGCAGCAUGGCAGCUCUCAACAGACACCCCAGGUCCUUCAGGAGGCAGCAUCUCCUCCCCCUCCACCUCAUCCCUACAAUCCUCCUCUACCCAAGGCGACAACACUCAGGGGGUCCAGUCCCAGCCCAAUCAGGAAGCCCCAGAGGGCAGCCCGUCUAAAAGAAGUGAGAGGAAGCCCCAGAAACCGGGGAAGUAUGUGUGCACUUACUGCGGCCGUCCAUGUGCCAAACCCAGCGUUCUCCAGAAACACAUCCGCUCUCACACAGGGGAGAGGCCUUACCCCUGUGUCCCCUGUGGCUUCUCCUUCAAGACCAAGAGUAACCUGUACAAGCACCGCAAGUCCCACACCCACCGAAUCAAGGCAGGCCUGGCGUCCAGCCGGGACGAGCUGAGCCUGAGCGGACCUGCGAUGAGCGCCCCGGGAGAGGAUCCCGAGGAGCCUACAGAGGGGGAGAGCACAGACUCUGAGUCGUCGUCAGGUCAGUACAGGAAGGAGAGGUUGGGCAAGCAGAAGAGUAGCAGCAGUUUGGCGCUGUUAGGGCAAGAGGAGGGCCAGAGGUCUGACAACUCCCAGGCCGUGAAGCAGAGACUGGCCAUGAGGCUGAGUGAGAGGAAGCGAGGCCCCAUGGCCUCCCCAGAAGACCCUCCCUCCUCCUCCACCUCCUCCUCACUAGGCCCCAGCAGUAAAGGCAGCCAAGAGUCAGGCUACUUCUCCCUUUCGAGGAGCACUGAGAUGAGCCGAGCUGACUCCCAGGUGAGCCCUCCCACCGCCAAAACRUACGCCGAGAUCAUCCUGGGCAAGUAUGGACGGCUUGGAGGGCAGCAGCGCGGUCCCCAUCAUCAGCACGCCCACUCUUCACCAGGGAUGGAGGAGAAGAGCAGCAUGCCCUUCAGCGUGCCCAAGACGCAGGUCAUCGAGCACAUCACCAAACUCAUCACCGUCAACGAGGCGGUGGUGGACACCAGCGAGAUCGACAGCGUCAAGCCCAGGCGCUCCUCGCUCUCCAGGAAGAGUAGUCUGGAGUUACCCAAGUUCUCCUGCCCCAAAGACCCCUAUAUGUUUGAGCCUAAGGGAGAAAGUCCAAGCUCCAGUAUGGCAGGCCAAUCAUUCUUUCCCCAUGUCCAAGACGUGGACCCAUCUGGGGUCCAGGAGUCUUCCUCCUCAGUGCCUCUGCUGAGAAGCCACUCCAUGCCCACCUCAGCAAGCCAGGGAAACCACUCCACCACCUCUCCCUGGGGCUUCUGUCGUCUGAGCCACUCCUUUGAUGAGCAGCAGGCUGUGGUGGCCGAGAUGAGGGUGGGCGGGCAGCACCGUUUGCUGAGGCGCCAGCCCGCCAUCGAGGUGCCCCUCGGGGCUGAACUCAGCCUGGAGGAGGCUGGCCCCUCCUACGCAGCAACAGAAAGUGGCCUAACCAGGAAGCUGCAACAGCAGCAACAGCAGCAACGCAAAGGUCCAAGGCUCUAUGAGUGCAAGGCCCGCUGUAAACAAAGGGAGAGUUACGAGGCCCACAGGGGUCUUUGCACAGGCCAGCCAAUAAAGGAGCUGGAGAGAGGAGAGGUGGAUGGGGCGUGCCGGGAUGACCGUCCCCAGAUGAUGCACUAUAAAUUCCGGGCACUGGCCAUGGCAGUGAGGAAGAGGAGGAAAGAGGAGAGUCUGGAGGAGGAUCCUCCCAGCCCCGGGCCUACAGCUGUUGUGACCUGCAGCCCCGCAACCACCACUGCAGUGCCAAGCCUGGUGGAGCAGAGUGAGGAUUUCUCAGGUGCUCUCUCACAGGCUGAGCAGCAGCAGCAAGACAGGAAGGGCAUCUCUGUCAUCCAGCACACCAGCUCCUUCGAGAAGCAGGAAAGUAUAUGCAUGGAGAGCCAGGAGUCUAUAGAGCUCAGUGAGAGCCAGUCAACACUGCAAAAACAGCCGCAGCCAAAAUCAUCUCGCUCCAUGUCCCGCCUGGUCCGCCAGCACAACAUCCAAGUGCCAGAGAUCCUAGUGACGGUGGAGCCUGACGCUGAUAUGGUGUCAGUGUCGCCCACGGUGACGGCAUCCUCGUCCAAGGAGCCAGAGAGAGUGGUAGAGGAGUUCCAGUGGCCUCAGCGCAGCCAGAGUAUGGCUCAGCUCCCCGCCGAGAAGCUGCACUGGGAGAAAACCUGAAGCAGGGGAGGAUGAAGAGAAGCAGCCGGAAAGGGCACAGAUAGGAGUAGUUACUGUGAAAGUCGAGGAGGAAGAGAAGGUACGGGACCCAGAGGGGCACAGGGAAGAGAGGGAGAUGCAAGGGAAGGCUGAACCUAAGAAAGAAAAGGGGAGGGAGAAGAAUGAGAGCUGGGGAGUGAGUGCUUCCUUUGUAACCCAGAGUCCAGAGCGAGCCAAAGCCCCCUCGUAUACCAGCCUCCACACAACCACCUCAGUCAGCUGGUGCUACUUGAACUACGUGAAGCCCAACCCGUCUGCCCAGAGGGAGUCACAAACCUCCGUUUACACCUCCUGGAGCGUCAGCAUGCACAACCCCAACCUGCCAGGCCUGUCCACCAAGCUGGCCCUGUCCCUGCUGAGCUCUAAGCAGAAGCACAGCUCGGAGACCUACACCAUGGCCACAGCUCUAACCCCUGCAACAGGCAAGGUGGUCUCUGCCAGCAGCAGAAAGACCUACAUUUCAGAGGUACAUGCUAUCCCACCCAGCACCCCUGUCGAAGUGAAGGAGCCACCACAGCAGCCUGAGAAGGGGAAGAGAGAAGAGCAAGGGCCCUCCACCUCCAAACAGAGCGAACCUCUCUGCGUCAAAAUCUUAGAGGGCGGGUACAAGUGUAAUGAGGAGUAUGUGUAUGUGCGGGGUCGCGGCAGAGGAAACUAUGUGUGCGGAGAGUGCGGGAUCCGCUGUAAGAAGCCCAGCAUGCUAAGGAAGCACAUUCGAACACACACGGAUCUCCGGCCCUACAUCUGCAAACACUGCAACUUCGCCUUCAAAACCAAAGGGAACCUUACCAAGCACAUGAAGUCCAAGGCUCAUGGGAAGAAGUGCCAGUCAAUGGGAACGUCUGGGUCUUCACUGGACGAGCCAGAGACCGAGGAAGCAGGAGGUAUUGAAGAGCAUUUGUCUGGCUCCGAGGACCAGGAUGAGCACCAGUUCUCUGACGUGGAUGAUUCAGAGGAGGACGAUGAUGAGGAAGAGGAAGAGUCCUCAUCUCACGAUGAGCUGCCCUCAUCCUGCUCCUCCGACCGCAGUCUGUCCGCAAGGGGGCACUCCAGCAGCGGAAGACGGACCCAGCAGGGCACGCCUGACCCCUCAGCCCCAGAACUCCAGCCAGAUCCCAGCCCCUGUCCCAGCCAGGAGCUCUCUCCCAGCCGUAGAAUGUGGCCCAGCGGGCAUGCUUCCUCUCCAGAAAGCCGGAGGGCACUGUUCUCCUGCCGGGGCUGGGAUGCCUCCCCCAGGGCCUUCUCCCCUAGCAGUGAGAGCUGCUCUCCCAUCCGAAGCAUUUCCCCCAGACGGGAGCUGGCCUCCCACAACCGACACCUCUCGCCUUCCCCCAAGAGAGGACCAUCCCCCAUCAGAGCUCUAUCUCCCCUGUACCCCAUGCGGCCUCUCGCCCCUCUCCGGCCGAUGUCCCCUAGCCAGUAUCGGGUGUUGUGGGCCCGGGCCUCUCCCUCCCCCCUGGAGGUUCAGCAUAGACCUCGCAGCUCACCCAGUCGUUUGCCAUGGGACAUCCCCAGUUUGAUGGCCAGCGAUCGCAGACAGGUGGGUUCAAUGGAGAGAAUAGGAACACCAAGUGAAGGGCAGAUUGGUCCAGAGCCCUGCCUGUCAUUCCCCCCAGCUUUCCAGCUGUCCCCCAGUGACAGCCCUAAAGCCCAGUCCCAGUCCAUGGACCGAAUCUUCAGCCACCUGCCUCUGCACUCACAGCAGGCCAGGGUGCCCUACCUGAUGAUCUCCAUUGGGGGCAUUCAGAUGGUGCAGGCUCGUCCCCGCUCCCACCCCACUACCCCCACCUUGGCCUCCUCUCCCCCGAUGGAGGGGCUUCUACUGGGCCAGACCAGGAGGGAAGCCCCCUGGUGCAGGACCCCCAGAACUCAAGGGCUCAGAACUCCUGGGGACCACUGGUCAGACAGCCAGGAAGUAGUAGGAGCCAGCCAAUCAGGGCUGUGCAUUCCCAGUUUAACCCCACCCAUACAUUCCAAACCCUCCACCUCGCAGCAGGGUAGGAUGGACUCAGAGAUGAUAAACACAAAGCAAUAUCACAGCUCCUCCCACUCACACAGGUCUGAGGCAGAGACCAGAGAACGAUGGCCCUCACAUGGCCAGGCAGGACCGUCCCCCCCUCCCACACACAGGAUUGGACAGCUGUUUGAGAGGCAGGAGCCACCAGGGUUGGGGUCCAGAGCGACUGGUUCAGAAUUGGUAGAGGGAGGAGCUAAAGGCGGAGACUCAACCAAUCAAGACCAGAGCACUUAGUCUCCACUCUUUGAUACGUCAUGCGUCCUUUGCGCUUUUUGUUGCUACUCUUGUUUUUGGGUUUUGUAUUGCUUUGUUUUUAUACAGUUUUCAAUACAAUUGUUAACUUAAAUGUUAGUUCUUCUGCAAUAUUCAGGUUUGUUAUAAAAUGCACUUUUUUCUUUUUGACGAUUUCUUUAAAUCUCUCGAUCUUACCUUCUGUAUCUCUAUUGAUACUGCUAUCUUAAUAUAUAUAUGUAAAAUAAAUAUGAAUACAUUUGUAAAUGACCAAAAUCUUUAAUCAACAAUAAAUGCACAUGUUGUUUUCUCUUUGUCCAGUAUUACUCAAACUGUAGUUACUUGUGCCUUUUCUGUCUGGUUUUGUGUCUUGAGAUGACGACAAAGAUAAAAAGGCUGUGAAGUUUUGAUAUGCACUCUGUGUUUCCAGAAAGGGGGUUCCUGUGUGGUGUGAUGACUGUUCGUAUCCUUAAAGGGAUAGUUAAGGGUUAGAGGUAGUUUCGCAAGCCAAUGCUAACUAGCUGUACCCGGAGACUUCCAGUCUUUGCACUAAGCUAGUUAGCAUUGGCUUGCGAAACUACAGCACCUCUACCUUCAUUCAUACUGGAUGCAGAGAAAUAAAAAUGAAUUGCCAAAACCCCAAACUAUCCCUUUAAGGCCAUUGCAUUGAUGUCAGGGUAUUUUAAAAUAUGGUAUAUGAGGUGGUAUAUUGAAGGAACAGUGAGCGCUUUGCAAAGAAAAUGCACUGAAGUCAUAUUUUUUUUAUAAAAAAAGAGUUGUCAAUGUAAUUUAUUUUGUUAAACUAUGAAAGUGAUUCUUGUUUAAGUUCUUUUACUUUGUAUUUUUUUUGGGGGGGGGAAACAUGCCAUAAUUUUUUUGUCAUGUGUCUGUCUUUUUCAUAAUGUUCUCACGACUUGAAAUGGAGAUGGACAGGAAGGUCUCUUUAAGAUUGGAUAUGGUACAAGGAGGAACAAGUGCCCUAAAGAUUUUCACACACAGCAAAUGUUUUGUCUCUGAACCAAUAAAAAGUGCACCAGACUUC
Messenger RNA from Salvelinus sp. IW2-2015, 6142 nucleotides. Lineage: Eukaryota; Metazoa; Chordata; Actinopteri; Salmoniformes; Salmonidae. The record is from RefSeq and is a predicted model, not a curated record.